AUGAGGCUAACAGGCAGAAUGGCAGCUCUCACCAGAUUCAUCAGCAAAUCAGCUGACAAGGCCUUACCUUUCUUUCAGCUCCUUAGGGGUAACAAGACCUUCAAAUGGGGAGAGGAAGAAAGGACAGCGUUCGCAGCAAUAAAAGAGCAUCUAAAGAAACUUCCUACGGUCACAAGACCGAAAGAAGGAGAGAGGUUGCAGCUAUACAUUUCAGCAUCACCCAAAACGGUAGCAGCAGUUCUGUUGGUUGAGCGCAUCAAGACCCAACUACCCAUCUAUUUUGUCAGCCAUGUCCUAAACGAGGCUGAGCAAAGGUACCCUUUGCUGGAAAAAAUGUCCUUAGCCGUCAUGAUAGCCGCAAGGAAGCUCAGGCCCUAUUUCGACGCUCACACUAUACAGGUGCUCAGCAACCACCCGUUAGAAAAAGCAUUGCAGAAGCUGGACACGUCGGGUAGGCUGCUCAGGUGGGCGGUAGAGCUCUCCGAAUUUGAAGUAGAGUACAAGCCAAGGACAGCGAUCAAAGCUCAAGCCUUGGCGGAUUUCAUAGUAGAGGCCUCCUACGAAGAAGAAGAGGAACCGGUUGGGGUCUGGAAAUUAGCAGUAGACGGAUCUGCGGCGCAGACCGGUUCAGGAGCUGGGAUCAUCAUGACUUCGCCAGAGGGAAAUGUGUUUGAAUACGCAAUCAAAUUCAAGGCCUCGAACAAUGAAGCAGAGUACGAAGCAGCAAUAGCAGGUAUAAAAAUGUGCAUGGCAGCAGAUGCCAAAAAGAUAAGGCUCCAGACCGAUUCCCAGCUGGUAGCAAGUCAAAUCAGAGGGGAGUAUGAAGCUCGAGAACCAGCUAUGCAAAAAUAUCUGCAGAUGAUUAAAGAUCUAGCAGCACAGUUGAUCAGCCUCGAAGUAGUGCUGGUCCCCAGGGCCGACAAUUCUCAGGCGGAUGCCUUGUCAAAACUAGCCAGCUCUACACUCCAGGAUCUGAACAGAACAGUCAUGGUGGAAGUCAUGGAACAGCGCAGCAUAGAUAAGGCAGAGCGCAUCAACUGCGUUACAGCACAAAAGGAAUGGUACGAUGACAUCCAAGAGUACAAGUUAACAGGGAAGCUGCCCGACGACCAGACAAUCGCGAAGGCAGUAAAAAGAGACUCACACUGGUACAUCAUCUAUCAGGGGCAAUUGUACAAGAGGUCUGACUCAUACCCUCUAUUGCGCUGCACCUCCGAAAGCGAGAAACUCCCAGCAAUGGAAGAAGCUCCUGAGGGGAUCUGCGGAAAUCACAUCGGAGGAAAAGCACUAAGUCAUGAGGUGAUGAGAAGAGGAAACUAUUGGCCUACAAUGGUGAAAGACUGCCUCAGAUACGUGAAGAAGUGUGAUAAGUGUCAAAAAUUCGCCCCAGUAAUGAAUCAGCCAGCGAAUGAUCUAUGUCCAAUCCUUAACCCUAUACCUUUUGCUCAGUGGGGAAUGGAUAUUUUAGGCCCCUUCACCACAGCAUCAGGUGGGCGGAAAUAUUUGAUCGUAGCUGUUGAUUACUUUACCAAGUGGAUUGAGGCCGAACCCACCAAGUUUAUCAAAGCCAGGCAAGUCAGAUCCUUCAUUUGGAAGAACAUCAUUACAAGAUUCGGUAUUCCACAGUGCAUUGUGUUUGACCAUGGCACUCAAUUCGACUGCGACACCAUCAAAGACUACUGUGCUGAAUUCAAGAUCAAGUUCGCGAGCGCUGCGGUAUGCCACCCUCAGAGCAAUGGCCAAGCUGAAGCGGCAAAUAAACAGAUUCUGCUAGCCUUACAGAAAAAGCUGGAGGAACACAAGGGGCUAUGGGCAGAUUUAGUGCCAGAAGUACUCUGGGCUAAUAGAACCACAGAAAAGGGGGCUACAGGCAAAAGCCCAUUCUCACUAGCCUUUGGAGCUGAGGCGGUGGUCCCCAUAGAAGUCGGUUUGCCUAGCUUUCGAGUUCAGCAUUACGACCCUGAAGUCAACGAACAACUCAUGAGGGAAGCACUAGAUCAACUGCCAGAGAUGAGGCUCCAAGCAGCUCUUAAGCUAGCAGCACAGAAGAACAGGAUGAGCAGGAUUUACAACAGGAGAGUCAGGCACAGACCUUUGACAGAGGGAGACCUGGUGCUGAGAAGAACAGCAGCGGUAGGAAAGGGAAAUGUACAUGGAAAAUUCACUGCCAACUGGGAAGGCCCCUACCAGAUCUGCGAGCAGGUGGCACCAGGGUCAUACAAGCUCAUGACUGUAGAAGGAGAACCACUGAAAAACAGCUUUAAUGCAGAUGUCCUGAAAAAGUACUUCGUUUAA
Messenger RNA from Beta vulgaris subsp. vulgaris (sugar beet), 2295 nucleotides. The record is from the annotation of a RefSeq genome assembly. Lineage: Eukaryota; Viridiplantae; Streptophyta; Magnoliopsida; Caryophyllales; Amaranthaceae.